Molecule: messenger RNA, 1502 nt
Organism: Oppiella nova
Lineage: Eukaryota; Metazoa; Arthropoda; Arachnida; Sarcoptiformes; Oppiidae
Source: the annotation of a GenBank genome assembly
UUUAGGAGGGGAAGCAAUUCGAGUUCAUGGGAUGACAUCCAUAUACUCCAAAAGCAUUCAGAAAUCUGUCCCAAAGAGGAGGAAUUGGAUGAAAUCCAUCACUUGGUCUCAUGUGUCGAAAGAGCUCUUAAACUGGUUUCCGAUCGGAUGACCGAAGAGGACGCAAAUCUGGCGAUGAAUGACAUAAUAAAGCGAGAGUUCGAACAAAUACCAGAAUCUGGCGCUCCAUCAGAACCAUCGCCUAAAGAGAAAACGCCAACCGAUGCGAACACAAGUGAUGUUAAACCAGAAGAAUCACAAUUUCGUCUUAUGAAAGGUCUUAUGCGUGUCGGCCCUCUCGCCAAAGGACUACUUCUAACCGGCGAUAAAGACGUGGAUUUAGUGGUGAUUUGCGCUCAAAAGCCAACGAAACCACUGUUACAGCGAAUCGUUGAUUUACUUCCGUCUCAACUGCAGAUUGCUUCAUCUACCGAGUCGUUUGAUAUUAUAAUGAAAGCCCACGAAUCAGGUCUUUCAGUGAGCACUAGGAAUGAGCCGAAAAUCACAGCAAACGUUACACUCACUUCUCCUUUGGUCAGAGAGGAGAACAGUGAAGGAGUGGCCACUCCGGGAGUGAAUGGUAGCCUAUGGGUGCCAUUCAUUUACUUCCGAUACCUUCUGUGCGAAACACAUUUAUUUGCAGAUAAACUGACAACUGAUCGACAGAUCCUAUUCAUCACUUUCCCCUCAACGUCCCCCAAAUGUCUGGCCGGACGGCUGGACAGAGGGGACAGUGAGUUAGAGAUGGUUAAAGAGCCCCAACAACUGCUCGAUCGCUACAAAUGUGUCGAAGCACUGGCAGCUCUUCGACACGCAAAAUGGUUUCAGGCUAGAGUUGCCAACUUACAGCCCUGUCCUCUAAUCAUUCGUAUAUUUCGGGAUUUAUGUAAACGUCUGCCCACUUGGUCUAAGUUGAGCCUUUGGGCCAUUGAAUUGCUCUCCGAAAAAGUCAUAUCAAGUGCUGGCGAACCCUUAGCUCCUGGAGAAGCUUUAAGGCAUACUUUUGAAGCUAUAUCUUCAGGUAUUCUAUUGCCGGGCGGGACAGGGCUUGUGGAUCCCUGUGAGAAGGAUCCCACCGAUGCUCUGUCGGCACUCACACGACAGGAAAGGGAAGACAUCACUUCAUCAGCUCAGCACGCGUUAAGGCUCAUAGCAUUUCGUCAGAUCUAUAAGAUCUUAGGCGUCGACCCAUUGCCUCAAAAGCAACGCAAACGAAGACUUGACUCCGAAAAUGGGUCCGCAGUUGAGGGCGAACUCGAUGUGAAGAAAGAGAAAAAAGAGCCGACACUUGAAGAUAACGGCACUGAAGAUAUUUCUGCUCUUAAUAAUGAAACUUAACUUUUCUAUCAAUAUUUCAACGCAAAUCACUUUUUCUCGCGGAUUUGUGACUAUUUCUGAGUUAACCUUUGAUUCCCAUAUUUGAUACAAUUGUGACAAUUGUUUUAAAAUCUAUACAGUAUCGU